Molecule: messenger RNA, 2069 nt
Organism: Amphimedon queenslandica
Lineage: Eukaryota; Metazoa; Porifera; Demospongiae; Haplosclerida; Niphatidae
Product: NAD-dependent protein deacetylase hst2-like
Exons: 7
Coding region: 14-1894 (626 amino acids)
Cellular component (GO): nucleus
Molecular function (GO): NAD+ binding; histone deacetylase activity, NAD-dependent
Source: RefSeq, a predicted model, not a curated record
UUUUGCAUGUAGUAUGAAAUUCGCCUUUAGGUUUAUAUCUAUGCCAAUAAGGUCCAUACCCUGCUGCCAUUCUGUCAGCAUUGCUCUUACUAGCUACAUUGCUUUGUGUGAACUUCUGUUUGCAACACAAAGUAGUACCAUCAUACCAGGAACUGCUGCUCUAAUAUCAUGCAACCUAAACCACAAGCUGUUUCCAUCCAUUCAGAAACGGGCCAAACAUACCAACAAAUUACCCGUUGUCACAGCAACGGGAGCCACACCUCAUUUGUGGACAAAGCAAAGCAAGCACAAGGUGCGUGUGAUUGUGUGCGUGAAUGUUGUUGAGGAGUUCUGCUCGUUUAUUGAGACGAAAAUGUCUUCAGCUGCAGUCCUACCUGGUCACUCCUCAGGGAGACUGGGGAGACUAAUGCAGAGUCCUUUCUCCAGGACAGAGUUGUACAAUGCAACCACGGGGGACUCUUUUAUGAGCCACGGGAGAAAAAGCAAGAAGAAAAAGACUAGCUCAAAAUCAAAGACAAAACUACGAAAAGUCUCGACUAAAAGCUCCUCCCCCUCCUCUUCCUCAAAGAAAACUAAACACACUUCAACAACCCACACACCGUAUCUACGAUCAUAUCCUGCCGCUUCAACUCUAGUGGGUGUGGAUUCUGGUUCCCCUAUAACUAAGAGACACAACUACUCCUCCUCUGCCUCUUUUCUGAGACCACACCCACAAGCAACACUGAAAAGCCACUCUCAUACGGAAUACGGGAGUCCCUCUAAAGUCCUUCUCAGUCUCAACCCGCCCCAGCCUCGUUCAGCAAUCAGCAUUCGUCUAUCCCCGAGCGUGGGAACAAGGUUUUUGAGUUACGGUAGGAAUCAAGGACCUGCCGGCAGUGAGUUCACCAUCGAGAGACUGGCUCAUGACCUCGCUAAAAUGAAAUUUAAAAAGAUAAUUGUAAUGACAGGAGCUGGCAUUAGCACCAGCAGUGGAAUACCAGAUUUUAGGACACCUGGUACUGGGCUUUACGACAACCUCAAGCAGUAUAGGAUACCAGAGCCGACGGCCAUUUUUGACAUCACGUACUUCUCUCGAAAUCCAAAGCCUUUCUUUACUCUAGCACAGGAGCUGUAUCCAGGGAAAUACUCGCCUAAUUCAGUCCAUUACUUCAUCAAGUUAUUGCAAGAGAAAGGUUUCUUGCUCAGAAAUUAUACUCAAAACAUUGACGGGCUUGAGAGAUUGGCUGGUAUUAAAUCAAGUAAGCUAGUUGAGGCUCAUGGCUCCUUCUCAACUGCUUCCUGUACACUGUGUCAUGCUAAACACAACUCUGAUGAUGUCAAGGCUGCAAUAAUGAGCUCUACUAUACCCAAGUGUAAACACAAGUUCUGUUCAGGUGUCGUGAAACCUGAUGUUGUGUUCUUUGGUGAAGAUCUUCCUCAACGGUUCCACGCUCUUCGUUGUGUUGACUUUGCGCACUGUGACCUACUGAUAGUAAUGGGAACAUCACUAGAGGUCGAGCCUUUUGCCAGUUUAGCUACAUCAACCCGUUUUGAUACUCCUCGUGUACUUAUCAACCGAGAGCUAGUAGGACCUUUUAAGCACCAAAGAAAAAGACCCAUGGACCUCUCCCUAACCGGAGACCUCACGGAUCAGAUUAGUGAACUAGUAAGACUGGCUGGCUGGGAACAAGACCUCAGCGAACUGAUGAGUAACGGGAGAGAGAGAACCAAAGAAGCUUCAGACAUUCCUAGCAAUAAAAGUGAUGAAUCUUGUGUACAAAGUAUUACAAGUACUGAUUGUGAUCAGGGAACAUCAGAAGGGGCUGAGGUUACGCCCAGUUCCAGUGGUAUCGAGGAGGAACUAUCACAAGAGUUUAGUAAGAUAAAGAUAGACAAGGAACGAGAAAAUACUUAGAAAGGAAAUGGCUAGUGGGUGAGCCAGUUCUCUUGUCUUUUUUGCAGUUGAUUUUUACAACUUUGCUUUUUGUAAUAUUAAAUUUAUUAUGUCUCUUUUCUAUUUAUUGUUUUUGUACUCAGUCCUUUGUUAAAAAAUCAAUUUUUCUAAUGUAAGAUUCCGUAUCUUUUCAAAU